AAGAAGUUCAAUGAGUAUUAGAGAGAAAAUGCAAAAAUUGGGUGUAGAGAGAGAAAAUGGGUAAGGAGAGAGAAAAUGAAAUGAAAUGGUGGUUUGAAUUAUUAUUUUUUUUUUUAUUUAUUAUCUAUAGGUGGGUAAAAAAUGUUGUUAAUAUGUAGUUACUACACAAUUACAUAAAGUGGGGUUGUUAGGUUUGUUUAUGCGUUGUUUAGGGGGGAGGGUAUAGAAAUAAAUAACUACAUUAGAGUCUAGGAGUAUAUAAUUAAAUUUAGUCAAUCAGAACAGACCCUAUAUAGUCCAAAAAUAAAUCAACAACCCAUGACGAAUAGUGAGUAGGUGAUGACUUUGAAAUCAUAUCGUUCCCAUAUCCACCAGUUCGCCCCCAUUACUAAGCGGGCCCGACUACCGAACCACACCACAGAUGUUCUACGGCUCCAACCCUUUCUCUCUCCUCUUUGGUGAACCCCUUGCGGCCCACACAACCACCACUUCACCGCCAAUUAGUCAUUCGCAAAUUAAAAUUAACUGAAUGAGAGCGCCACCACAACAAGGUACUCCUCCUAAUCUCUUCAACUUUUUCAACCUUUCCCAAUUUAUUUUAUCUUCUUAGUUCUUUCUUGCUCCAUUGAAAUAACAAAUAUGGCUUCAAAAUUGAUUCUUGUAGCACCUCAUGAAUCCCCAGAUCAAUUAGAAAUCUCUCUAAGAGAAGCUUAUAAUCUUCUUUUACCUAAAUUAACACCCCCAUUAAAGCUAACUAUCCCUUCCCCUGAAGAGUACUUAAACCUUAAUAAAGCAAUUGUUUAUGGGGUUUUAUGUGAACCCAAUUUGGCCAAUAUUCAUAUGAAAUACUUACAUGCUAUUGUAAAUGAUGGGUAUUGUUUGUUUAUCAAUUUACUUUCACAAAUUGUUGAUGGGUUGUAUUCAAAGAUGUUGGAGUUUCCUAAAGUUCAGUUGAUUUGGGUUGCUUCUGUUAUGAUUGAUGUUUCUGGGAUAGGUUUUGAUUGUUUGUUGGUGUCUCUUUUGAGGCAAAUUGUUGGUGGGGAUUUUAGUGAUGGGAAUUUAUGGCUGAGCUUUGAGAUGGUUAAUCUGUUUUCCUUGAAAUGGGAUUUGAUAUUGAAUGAGGAACCCCUAGUGUUGUCUUGUGCUUUGUAUACAUAUCUUAGGUUAUUGGCUGAUCAUUAUCGUCUAGCGUGUAGUCCGAAAUUGAAUGAGUUAAAGAGGAAGGAGAUUGAGUUUUGUGUUAGAAUGUUGAGGGAGCAGUUUCAUUUGUGCUUGAGGAUUGGGAGGGAUUUAGUUCGUCUUUUACAGGACUUGGUUCAUAUCCCCGAGUUUCGAGCUAUAUGGAAGGAUUUGUUGUUGAAUCCAAGUUCGUUUGGGACUACCGGGUUUUCAGACAUUUCUUGUAUUUAUGGCAUGAGGACAUCUAGUAGGUAUUUCUUGCUUAGAAUAACUCCUGAAAUGGAGACUCAGUUGCGGUUUUUGCUUACCCAUGUAAAGCUGGGGUCUCAGAGAAGGCACCAGGCAUGGUUCACUAGGAAAUUCCUAUUUGUGCCAGAAAGAGAGACGCUUGUCUCCGACAUUGUUCGUUUCAUUUGCUGUGCACACCAUCCCUCCAAUGAGAUACUUCAAUCAGAUGUGAUUCCAAGGUGGGCUGUUAUUGGUUGGUUGUUGAAAUUAUGUUCAAAGAAAUACUUUGAAGCUAAUGUGAAGCUGACCUUGUUUUAUGAUUGGCUUUUUUUUGAUGAAAAGGUGGACAACGUUAUGAAUAUUGAGCCUGCAAUGUUAUUGAUGGUGAACUCUAUACCUAGGUACAUCGAUAUGACCAAUUCUCUACUAGAAUUUUUGUUACUAGUUGUAGAUAACUAUGAUAUGGACAGGAAAAAUGUCAUUUACAAAGGUAUGUCAUCUGCUAUAAGUAUGCUAGUCACUAAAGGAGUGAUUGGUUCUCUUGACAUUUUUAUUUCUUGCAACGUUCUGUCUCCUUUGGUCAAAGAGAUGCUUCAAAAAUUUAUAUUCGAGGUCGAAUCUGGAACCUGCAAAGAGCCUAAGGGCCCUCAGCCACCUGGAAUUCUUUCGUCUGAUAUGUCAUCCCAGACUUUGCCUAAUCCACCUGAUCUGGCAAUACAGGAACAUUUAUCUGAAGGACUUCCUGCAUGUCAUAGAAAUGAUGAACUGAAUGCUCAGCACAGCUCUGUAUUAAAACCAACUGAUUCAGCUGCUCCGUUCGACGAGAGCCAAGUUGGUAAUUUGGCAAAUUUGAUCGGCAAAAUAGGAGAGUUCAUGAAAAGCUCAAGCAGAAAAGGCCAGCAACUUGUGGAAAAUAUUCUGCUUUUGUACAUAAAUCCUGCCAAUGAAGAUAAACUUGGUGGUAUUGGCUCUGACUAUUUAGCAUGUGAAUUAAAGAAGGAGCUUGAGUUGGUUGGCUACAAUCUUUUUUCACCUGCUGGAAGUCUUCUAAACAGUGAUGAUGAAGUUCAAUCUAUUACAGCUGUGAUCAUUCGUACAUUCAUUAUUUCUCAACACCAACGGAUCAAAGAGAUGCUAUUCUGGUGGUCAAGGAAUGGGUGUUUAGUUGGAGCCCGCUUGUUGUCAUAUGCAUUGAGACUUGCACACGAAGCUCACGGAGCUGGCUAUGGAGUUGAUUAUACCAGUGAGAUCACAUACAAAAAUAUGCCCUUGCUAAAGUGUCACAUUGAAGAGUAUUUGGCACUAACAUACCAAAAUGAGGAUUGUGUAAAUGGAGCAACUACUCCUACCCCCGAGGUUGAUAGAAAAUUGAUCUCCAACAUGAUUGAUAGUGCUUUCACCUCAUACAGGACUAUUCUUACCCAUGCUAAGGAUGUUUCAAGUAAAGAAGUGUCGGAUUCUGGUAAGCUCCCCUUAAUGGAUGUGGUGUCUAGUUCACUAUGGAAGGGAAAAAGUUUGAAGUUUCUCUUCUGCAGUAUCUUUUUGUAUCUUCCUGAUCUAUCUCUUAGUGAUGAAAGUGUAAUACUGUUACUUGUCAGUCAGUUAGAAGAUGCUGAUCUUUUGUACAUGCAAAUGGACUUGGGAUUGAAAAGGCUCACUAUAUUUGGUGAAGAUGUUCAAAAAGUUCUUCAAUUAAUUAAAAGGUCUUUUUACUGGAAGCACGAAGAUCAGCACAAAAUUUGGAGCUUGAUCAGAUCAGAGCUUAUUGUUAACAGGUUUCCUGUGGAGAAGUUGCUUUUGGGCUGCUUCUUUUCAACUGAUUUUGAUUCAAAGGCUAGUGGUAUUGCUGUUGGUGGACUUCUAGCGCUAUGUAGUUCUUGUGCUCCCACACCAGAAAUUGUUGGUGCUGUCAUGUUAUUGCCUAGUGAUAAGUUCCCUGAUUUUGCUGCUGCCAUCCUCUCCCAUUGGACCAUAACUAAUGCAUCAAUGCUCUCCAAUAGUGUUGCUGAUUUUUUGAAUAAACUUGGAAAUGCGGAUGGGAAUGCUCCUCUUGACUUAGGCAGUGUCUUAGUCAACCAAUCGGCUCUCUUGUUUUUGUUAGAGUAUUUCAAAGGACAAGGUGAACGAGGAGAUAACAUGCUGGAAAAUCUGGCAUUACAUUUAUCAGAUGUAGAAACAAGACCCAAGAACUGUAUAGUUCCAAUGGAUACAGGAUAACUCUGUUGUGCGUAAGGGAAUCUCUGUGGUUUUGAUGAGCACUGAAAUAUAACUAAGUGAUGAAUUGAUCAUGUAACAAGAUGCUUUCCCUAUGAUACAGAUAUUGGGGCGUUAGUCAUCUCUGAUUUUUUGAAUGCCAUUUUUGGUAGCAUUACAUGGAUUGUCUGAUGACUGGUGCAUGGAAAAGGGCACUGGCUAAAGCUUCAUCUCCCAAAUCCCAAAGAAUAUCCCUUGCCUUUAGGGAAAUUCAGAUUUCUCUGGAUUGAUCUGCAAUAAUACUCGGCAUCAAUGUUGAUAUUGUAGAGUGAGCUGGCAAAAGGCGCCGACCUCAAGUUGUUGCAAUGUGGCAUCUGGCUGCUGAUAUUGCAACACACAAGCUUUUUGCAUUUUUCAUAAGGAGACUGAAACUGUGGUAACCAACAAGUUGGCCGCUGUCUGAUGAGUAUUAGUCUUAGAGACACUUGAGGUUUAUUUUCUAUUGGCUUACCCCAAAGUCGCAUCAGAUAAGAAAAUUACAACUUAUUGGUGAGCAUAGGAGCAUGUGGAAGUUGUGGUGAGCAUCUCCACAAGUUUCUGAAAAUUGUACAACUGUCCUGCAUGUCUUCUUGUAGAUGGAUGUCAUUGAUUUGUGCCCUCUUUCUGAUGAUUGAGAGUAGAUGUUGCUUCGAGCAAUUCUCUAGGCUCUCUGGGAUGGAUAUUGUUGUUCUUGCCAGCCUCAAAGCUCUAGAUGCAACCAAAACAGCCAAAGUCAGAAUAUUCCAUGGUUGGAAUCACUAGAGGCUUCUAUUGUCGACUUUUGCUAUGCUCUUUAGAAACACUCACAAUUGCACGAGUCUUGCAAUUUCAGUUGCAUGUAUGUGUGAGAUAAGAAUGAGCUUCAUGUUUUCGAAUGCAGCUCAUGAAGCUUGCUAAUGUCCACUGUUCCGGGAAAACACCAUAUGGGCAUAUCAAUCGUUGGUUCUCUACUCAAUUUUUUUAUGGGUUAGUUUGGUACAGUGUUCUCCGAACCCCAAUAGGGUCAUCUGCAUUUUUCCCAUACCUCUUUUACCUGUAGACCUUAUCCAAUCCAUAAAUCAAAAUAAUUCCUUUUAUUCUAUUACUGUAGUUUAAUUGUAUUGUUCUUUACUAGUUCAAUUUAGUUCAGAUUAUGAUCAUAUUCUUUGACUUGUCCUCUCCUAUCUGAGUUUUGUGAAUUUGUGUGAUUACAGAUUUUUAAAAUCAGGUGUAUUUUUCUUACACCAUUAUCCCAAA
Molecule: messenger RNA, 4875 nt
Organism: Chenopodium quinoa (quinoa)
Lineage: Eukaryota; Viridiplantae; Streptophyta; Magnoliopsida; Caryophyllales; Amaranthaceae
Product: integrator complex subunit 3-like
Exons: 4
Coding region: 640-3624 (994 amino acids)
Cellular component (GO): cytoplasm
Source: RefSeq, a predicted model, not a curated record